This is a messenger RNA of Ixodes scapularis (black-legged tick), 810 nucleotides long. RefSeq names its product ribosomal RNA small subunit methyltransferase NEP1. Gene Ontology annotation, molecular function: rRNA (pseudouridine) methyltransferase activity; rRNA binding. Gene Ontology annotation, cellular component: nucleolus; small-subunit processome. Bases 36 to 740 code for a protein of 234 amino acids. Gene Ontology annotation, biological process: rRNA base methylation. NCBI's taxonomy places the organism in Eukaryota, Metazoa, Arthropoda, Arachnida, Ixodida, Ixodidae. The record is from RefSeq and is a predicted model, not a curated record. The transcript is spliced from 6 exons.
UUCUCAAGCGGCAUUCGGCCACCUUGAUUGUUGUCAUGGCGGCCAAGAGAAAGCGUGAUACAGUUGACGACGAAGGAGAAAUUGCCAAAUUUAAUGUUCCUGCUCAUAUAAAAAGUCAAGAAAAACGUCUCAUCGUAGUCCUAGAAAACGCAAACCUGGAAUCGAUCAAGGUCGGCAAAGCGUUCGAACUUCUCAACUGCGAUGAUCACAUUCAACAAAUGCGGAAAUUCAAGAAGGAUCCAGCCUUCUGCAGACCAGACAUAACACAUCAGUGUCUCCUGAUGCUGUUCGACAGCCCUCUAAACAGGGCAGGCCUCCUCCAAGUCUACAUUCACACGGAAAAAAAUGUGCUAAUCGAGAUCAACCCCCAGACGCGGAUUCCAAGGACGUUCAAGAGGUUUUCAGGCCUAAUGGUCCAGUUACUCCACAAGCUCUGCAUCAGGGCUGGCUCUGGUUCAGUAAAACUUCUCAAGGUGAUCAAGAAUCCCGUGACGGACUGGCUUCCUGUUGGCUGCAAGAAGGUCAUGACGUCCCUGCGCGCGGAGAAGCUCGUCCGGCCGAGGGACCUGGUGCCCGAGACCAACGAACCCAUCACCGUCGUCAUCGGAGCCAUGGCGCACGGAUCGGUGACCCCCGACUAUGUGGAAGACUCGUUUUCCAUCAGCCAAUACCCACUCUCGGCUGCUCUCACAUGCUCCAAGCUUUGUUCAGCCUUCGAGGAAGCCUGGGGCGUCCAUUGAUUCUCAUUGUUUGUAUAGGUGCUCCCAUGGCUGCAUUUUCAACGUGAUUCAUUAAAGACCUAUCCCGGCA